This is a messenger RNA of Exserohilum turcica Et28A, 1247 nucleotides long. RefSeq lists its product as uncharacterized. Lineage: Eukaryota; Fungi; Ascomycota; Dothideomycetes; Pleosporales; Pleosporaceae. Gene Ontology annotation, cellular component: cytoplasm. The transcript is spliced from 2 exons. The record is from RefSeq and is a predicted model, not a curated record. The coding region runs from base 137 to 1222 and encodes 361 amino acids.
CUGCUAGAUGCUUCCUGGAUCUUGAGCGUCAUUGUGUUUCUUUGACACCCCCACCCCCACCCGCGUGCACCCAUACGCCAUUGUGCCGUCGCUAACUGCUGCUGCUGCUGUGCUGAGCCAAAGUGUCGGUGACGUGAUGAUACCGAUUACGAUUAUCACGGGGUUCCUGGGCUCUGGGAAAACGACCCUCAUUCUCAACCUCAUCCCCCAACUGCCCCCGUCGUACAAGCUCGCGCUUCUCAAGAACGAAUACGGCGAUGUCAAGGUCGAUACUGCGCUCGCGUCGUCUGCCGCCAUCUCGGGCGUGCAAGAACUGCUCAACGGCUGCAUAUGCUGCAACCUCGUCGGCCAGCUGUCUGACGCGCUCGAGACGCUCGCCCGCGAUGUAUCGCCCGACCGCAUUGUAAUCGAGACGUCUGGAUCCGCCUUCCCCGCUACGCUGGCCAUGGAGGUGAACCGGUUGAGCCGCGAGACGGGCAAAUACGUGCUCGACGGAGUCAUGAGCGUGAUUGACGUGGAGAACUGGAAGGGCUACGAAGACACGAGUUACACGGCCAAGAUGCAAGCGCGAUAUACAGAUCUGAUUGUGCUGAACAAGCACGAGCUGGUUAGUGAGCGCCGGCUCGAAGACGUCGAGGAUGCGAUUCUGGCGCUGGAAGUGGAGCCCCCGAUUCCGAGGACCAAGAGCAGCAAGGGGUGGGUAGGCAAGGAUAUUGUGUUUGGGCUUGAUGCAAGGCUUGCGGGCAUCACGGAGGAAACCAAGGCGGAUGCCAAGAUUCAUGAGCAGCAUGAUCAUGGUCACUCGAGUGAAGUCGAGGUCUUGACUGUGAUGCUGAAGAGCGAGGACAAGGCGGCAUGCGUGGAUACGCACAAGCUGGCGCAGUUUCUCAAGGAUCCGACAAAGGAUGAAGUGUACCGCAUAAAGGGUAUCCUGUAUACUUCCACGCCGCCCGAGUCCUCGGAUACGACUCCUGCGUCUACUCAGCAACCCCCUCAGGGCCGGGCGAGAUAUAUUCUGAAUUGGUCAUUUGGCCGUUGGAUAUUUACGUCUGUACCCCUGCCAGCGGGAGAGGAGCCGAAAGAAGAGGAGCCUGUGCUGAAGCUUACUGUUAUUACGGCAAGAUACGAGUCUACAAAGUGGAAGCGGAAAAUUGAGUCGAGUAGGCUAGUGGCGUUGGAGGGUGGGGCGUUAGGGUCGUUGACAGUGGACAAGAUAGCAUAGAGAUACCCGUAGAGAUAGAGCAUCC